AUGUCGCUCGAAAGACUGCUGGAGAUUCACAGAUCUGGAUUGUAUGCUACAUUACCGCUGCAUCAAAUAGAUUCGGUGUAUACGCUCACCAAGGCUACGUUGCUUACACAGCUGUCUGACUUUGAGAGAUUCACACUGUUGGAGCUGCAAUUCUAUCUCACGUUGACAAUGGGACUGGAUAUAGAGGCAAAACACUGUCUCGAUCUCAUAUGUGAUCGUUUCGAUAUCACUAAGAGCGAGCGGAUAUGUGUCUUAAAGAGUGUGUAUGUGGAGGCAACUACGGGUUCCACGCUGAGGGAAGUGAGCGAUGGACUAGUUAAGGAUGCCAAAGAGCUUGUGAGGUUAUCGAAUAUAGCUAAGAGCUCCAUGGGUGGAAAACUCAAUAUUAUGCAAGAUCUAAUGGCAGUGACCAAGAGGGUAGUGGCCCUGCACCACGAAGACGUGAAGGAAUACACCGAGAAAUUAGCUCUUUUCUUGGACCUCCAACCGCUGGAUACGGAAUCAUGGUAUGAGAUGAGCGAGGUGUAUCUGGCAAAUGGGAAUACGGACCAAGCAAUUCACUGCCUUUCUGAAAUCCUGUUGACUGAGCCUUUCGCCUACAACGUAUGGAGCCGCAUUGGCGAGGUGCAACUGAUGACAGGGUUCAAAACGUCAGACUCACAGAGAUUUGAAGAGGCCAAGCGCCAUUUUGCACGCUCGUGCGAAUUAUGCGAGACAUACCAUCGCGGUUGGCUAGGAUUGCUGGAGUCCGCAAAGCGGCUCGGAGACAAGAAGUUGGUGGAGUUGAGCAGGACACAGUUGGACAAGAUAGUUUCCGGAAAACUAACCUCGGCGGAAAACAUAGAUAAGAUCUCGCAGAUUCUUGCAAACUAA
Kuraishia capsulata CBS 1993 is the source of this 873-nucleotide messenger RNA. RefSeq lists its product as uncharacterized. The coding region runs from base 1 to 873 and encodes 290 amino acids. The transcript has a single exon. Gene Ontology annotation, biological process: protein folding in endoplasmic reticulum. The record is from RefSeq and is a predicted model, not a curated record. Gene Ontology annotation, cellular component: EMC complex. NCBI's taxonomy places the organism in Eukaryota, Fungi, Ascomycota, Pichiomycetes, Pichiales, Pichiaceae. Gene Ontology annotation, molecular function: protein binding.